GUAUUAAAAAUUUUUGUGUGCACAGCCACACAGAAUGUUUGGUCACAUGAUAUGUUCACCUGACAAAUUCACAGUAUUCAUUGAGGAAAAGUUUGCUGAAAACUUUCUGAAACUUUGCUCUAUAUUCGGUUAAACAAAAAUUUUAAAAAAUGAAAAUCUGUGGUCCUAAACUAUCUCUUUGUGGUCUAAUUAUCUCUGUUUGGGGUAUUGUCCAAUUGGUUCUAAUGGGUCUAUUCUUCUACAUAAAUAGUGUAGCCCUUAUUGAGGACUUACCGCUAGAAGAGGAAUACCACUCUUUGGAAGAUUUUUAUGCAGCAGCAAAUAGAGCAUACAACCAGAAUGCCUACAAUUGCUGGAUUGCAGCAUGUAUCUAUGUUUUGACCUUGUUGCUAUCCGCCCAGCAAUUCUACAUGAAUAGCAGAGUAACUGCUAACUAAUAAUUUGAAAUGUAGUUACCUAACUACUUAAAACUAGUAUUGAAAUUUUCGCUUCGAUAUAUUUGUUAGAAGUGUUUUUCUUGUAAUAAAGUUAAAGUUCAAUUUAUAUACUGUAGAAUGCUUAAUGCAUUAAGGGUUGAGAUGUGGUGUUUGUGUUUUUAAAGAUCCAUUAAUUUCAUUUCCUUUAUUGUUAUUGUAUUCGAAACUUCUUUUAAGAAUUUCGAUAAAUAAAGCUACUGCCCUUCGCAUCAGUCAUGAAA
Molecule: messenger RNA, 697 nt
Organism: Drosophila erecta
Lineage: Eukaryota; Metazoa; Arthropoda; Insecta; Diptera; Drosophilidae
Product: ribonuclease kappa
Exons: 3
Coding region: 150-437 (95 amino acids)
Molecular function (GO): RNA endonuclease activity
Source: RefSeq, a predicted model, not a curated record